Messenger RNA from Schizosaccharomyces osmophilus, 1314 nucleotides. It is a transcript of the gene snr1, whose product is annotated as mitochondrial ribosomal protein subunit S47/3-hydroxyisobutyryl-CoA hydrolase Snr1. The coding region runs from base 1 to 1314 and encodes 437 amino acids. Gene Ontology annotation, cellular component: mitochondrion. Gene Ontology annotation, molecular function: 3-hydroxyisobutyryl-CoA hydrolase activity. The record is from RefSeq and is a predicted model, not a curated record. The transcript has a single exon. Gene Ontology annotation, biological process: L-valine catabolic process. NCBI's taxonomy places the organism in Eukaryota, Fungi, Ascomycota, Schizosaccharomycetes, Schizosaccharomycetales, Schizosaccharomycetaceae.
AUGACUUUAAUGAAUGGAAGAAGUCUAACUAUCAAAGGAGGAAAUACUAUACAUUUUUGUAAGCGGAACUAUUUGUCGAUGAAUCCAAUCUGCAAUCGUUUCAAUAUGUCUCGAGCAAGGAUUUUGAACCAGAAAUUCAAAAGCACAUUAGCUUCCAACUCUUCUUCAGGAUCUAUUUUAAUGGAAAGUAAAUUAGGAGCCAGGGUUCUGACGUUAAACCGACCAGAAAAGCUGAAUGCGAUUAAUCUAGAAAUGGCUAAUUCGCUUCAUUCCAAACUCGUAAAGUUGGAGCAAUCAGAAUUAGCAAAAGUCAUAAUUCUUAAGGGAAAUGGUCGAGCAUUUAGCUCUGGUGGUGAUGUGAAAGAGGCAGCCAUUGGUAUAAAGCAAGGGGAGUUAGCCCGCACACGAAAAGCAUUCACAGAAGAGUACCGCUUAUGCCAUACAAUUGCUACAUACAACAAGCCAAUAGUGGCAUUCAUGAAUGGAAUCACAAUGGGUGGGGGUGCUGGCUUAGCCAUGCACACUCCUUUUCGAAUUGCCUGUGAAGACACUAAAUUUGCUAUGCCUGAAACUACUAUAGGCUACUUUCCCGAUGUUGGCUCUAGCUUUUUCUUUAAUCGUAUGCCGUUUCACAUUGGAAAAUACCUUGCUUUUACGUCCAAGGUGGUCAAUGGGGAAGACUGUGUGCCAUUGGGAAUUGCAACACAUUUUGUGCCCAAGCACAUGCUUGGAGAACUUGAGCAAAGGCUUGCCGAUUUGAACACUUCUGAUAUCGUUAAGAUUGGAGACACAAUUGAUGAAUUCGGCGGUGAACUUCCUCGGUCUUCCUCUUUAUUGAAUGUUCAGAAUCUUCAAGCUAUUGAUAGAUGCUUUAAAUAUCACGAUCAAGUCAGUAUCAUCCGCGCACUUAAGGAAGAAACUCAGUCCGAUUGGGCCUCUGAAUUCGCCAAGGAAACUCUGGAGACUUUACUCAAAAAGUCGCCUCUCUCUUUAGCUGUAACAAAUAGUCUCAUCGAACGCGCUGGAAAGUGGACAAUUUCGGAAGCCUUAAUGCAUGACCAAAUUGUUUCUUAUCACAUGCUCAAUCAACCCGACUUCUUGAUUGGUGUGGAUGCACAGCUCAUCGCCAAGACUAGAAAUCCCAAAUGGUCUUAUUCUUGGGAUCAUCAGUUUGGAGAUUUGGAAAACAUUUAUAGUGUUCCUGAGGAAUAUAAAAAUGGUGUCCCAUAUCACGCGAAGGAAAGAUCCCAUUCCAGUUCAUGGGAUUAUAACAAAUAUCCACAUGCCUAUGAGGAUUCUAAACCAUAUGAUUAG